AGCGUCAGGUCAGCCCAGGGGAGAGUUUGCAAAUAAGCUUUUUAUUAUCAACAGUCUUAUCCUUGUACCAAGCCCACAAAGUUAUGAUAAUGAGAACUCUAACUCUCUUGAACAUCGCUGUGAAAAAUCUUUCCUUCAUAUGUGUCAGAAAGUGCUGAGAAGUCUUUGCUGAGCAACGUGCAAGGGAAAAGAAACACAACUCUGGACCAUCACUUGCUUUACUGAAUGCAAAAAUUCUUUUGAGUGGUUGAAUAAGGAAAAAUGGCCAAAUGUACCUUCUCCAUAUUAGAGACAUUCCUGAUUUUCCUCCUUGUAAUGAUGACUGCAGUCACAGUGGCCCUUCUCACCCUCUUGUUUAUCACGAGUGGGACCAUUGAAAAUCACAAAGAUUCAGGUUUUCCAACCACUGAGAGUCCUCAGGUCAGCCAGAGCACACAGGCCACCCAGGACUCCACAGUCCCUCAAGGCUCAACACUCACACCAACCCCAACAGCCACCCAGGGGUCCCCAGUGACUACUACCCCAGAGCCUUCUCCAUUUCAGAACUUCAGUGGCUACCAUAUUGGUGUUGGGCGAGCUGACUGCACAGGACAAGUAGCAGAUAUCAAUCUGAUGGGCUACGGCAAAAGCGGCCAGACUGCGCGGGGCCUCCUCACCAGGUUGUACAGCCGUGCUUUCGUCAUGGCAGAACCCGACGGGUCAAAUCGAAUGGCGUUCAUCAGCAUCGACAUAGGCAUGGUGUCCCAACGAAUGAGGCUGGAGGUCUUGAAGAGACUGCAGCAGAAAUAUGGCUCCCUGUACAGAAGAGACAAUGUUAUCCUGAGUGGCACGCACACACACUCGGCCCCAGCAGGGUAUUUCCAGUAUACCGUGUUCGUAAUUGCCAGUGAAGGCUUUAGCAAUCGAACGUUUGAGUACAUGGUCACUGGCAUCCUGAAGAGCAUUGAGAUAGCACACACCAAUAUGAAACCAGGGAAAAUCUUUAUCAAUAAAGGAAACGUGGAUGGUACACAGAUCAACCGAAGCCCUUACUCCUACCUUCAGAACCCACUGUCAGAGCGAGUAAGAUAUUCUUCGAAUACGGACAAGGAGAUGGUAGUCUUGAAAAUGGUAGAUUUGAAUGGAAAUGAUCUGGGCCUUCUCAGCUGGUUUGCCAUCCACCCCGUCAGCAUGAACAACACCAACCACCUUGUGAACAGCGACAAUGUGGGCUAUGCAUCUUACCUUUUUGAGCAAGAUAAGAACACAGGAUAUCUACCUGGACAGGGACCGUUUGUAGCAGCUUUUGCAUCAUCAAAUCUUGGAGAUGUGUCCCCCAAUAUUCUCGGCCCACAUUGUGUCAACACGGGAGAGUCCUGUGAUAACGUCAACAGCACUUGUCCCAUUGGUGGGCCCACCAUGUGCAUGGCUAUGGGGCCUGGACAGGAUAUGCUGGACAGCACACAGAUGAUAGGACGGACCCUGUACCAGAAAGCAAAGGUGCUGUAUGCCCUGGCCUCCCAGGAGUUAACCGGACCAGUGAUUUCAGCUCACCAGUGGGUGAACAUGACGGAUGUUACGGUCUUGCUCAAUUCCACACACGCAGUAAAAACAUGUAAACCAGCACUAGGCUACAGCUUCGCAGCUGGCACCAUCGAUGGAGCUGGGACCUUCAAUUUUACACAGGGGACGACGGUAACGGAUCCAUUCUGGGAAACUAUUCGUAAUCAGAUCUUGGGGAAGCCAUCUGAUGAAAUCAAAGAGUGUCACAAACCAAAGCCAGUCCUUAUUCACACUGGAGAGCUGUCAAAACCUCACCCCUGGCACCCAGAUAUUGUUGAUGUUCAGAUUAUUACUCUUGGGUCCUUGGCCAUAACUGCAGUCCCUGGGGAGUUUACGACCAUGUCUGGGCGAAGACUUCGGGAGGCAAUUAAAACAGAGUUUGCAACUUAUGGGAUGCAAAAUAUGACUGUGGUUAUUUCGGGUCUAAGCAACGUAUACACACAUUACAUUACCACCUAUGAAGAAUACCAGGUUCAGCGGUAUGAGGCAGCGUCGACAAUUUAUGGACCACACACUCUGUCUGCUUACAUCCAGCUCUUCAGAGUCCUUGCUAAGGCCAUUGCUACGGACACAGUAGCCAAUCUGAGCAGAGGUCCAGAGCCUCCAUUUUUCAAACAACUGAUAAUUCCAUUAAUUCCUAAUAUUGCGGACAGAGCACCAGUAGGCAAGAAUUUUGGGGAUGUCCUGCAGCCGUUGGAUCCUAAGUACAGAGUGGGAGAUGUUGCUGAAGUUACAUUUGUGGGCGCUAACCCAAAGAAUUCAGCAGAAAACCGCACCCAUCAGACUUUCCUCACUGUGGAGAAAUAUGAGAAUUCUUCAACGGGAUGGCAGGUGGUACAUAAUGAUGCCUCCUGGGAGACUCGUUUCUAUUGGCACAAGGGAUUACUCGGUCGUAGCAAUGCAACGAUACAAUGGCAUAUUCCAGACACUGCCCAGCCUGGAAUCUACAGAAUAAAAUAUUUUGGACACAUUCGGAAGCAGGACUUUCUCAAGCCCGCUGUCAUACUUUCAUUUGAAAGCACUUCCUCUGCUUUUGAAGUUGUAACUACUUACUGAAAAGUUGACAUAGCAUUUAAAGAAUAGCAUUUCCUCUGUAUAAAUUAUGUAACUGAUUUCAUAUGAAUGCAAGCCAUUACGAUGACUCUAUAGUUAUCUCAGUUUGAAGUUUACUACUAAUGGGACAGAGGUGUGUUGUGGGAGUGUGCGUGGGUGUGUGCAUGUGUGUGAUAGGUGUGUGGUCCAUUUACCUUGCUCUAGCAGUUUUGUGCCUCAUGGUCUACAGUAUGAUUUCCCUUGGGAACUUGUGACUGGUUAAAGCAAUAGUUCCCCCAACAUAAAACCUCAGAAAUGUUAGUAAGAGUGGUUGAAGAUGUGUGAACAAGCUAAACUAUUUAUUUAUAGAAUUAUUGAAUGUUAGCACUGGAAAAGUUUAAAGAGAUCAUCUAGUUUGAGCCUUCAUUUUGCAGGUGGGAAAAUUAAAUUUUAUAAAUUGAAGAUUAGCAUGAAGCUACUGGACAUUUUCCCCAGUCACAUUUAAAAAUAUCAUAUGAAUGAUGACCAUAAAUAUAUAAGCCCAGUUAGAGAAAGUAGCAUGAAAGUCAGCAUGCCAGUUUUUCUAUGUCAAGCAUCGCCGCUCAAAGCAGUCCCUCUGCAGCUCACAUGCCCAAUCCAGAUUUGUUGUUGAUGCUCAGAUCAUUUCUGGAAUUGCCUGCGAGCCCAGUUACAGAAAGUGAGAUGUGAUAUUUUGAUCAUGCCUUGUGUUUCCCUAAGUGCCCUUAUCCCACUGAAUUGUGUCUCUCAGUCCCAAGACGUGUUCUCAGUGAUUUUGACUAUUUUCACUAAUUAAAUUUACCACGAAUCAUUGCUAUUUGUGUAGAUUUUAAAAAAGUGAUACUGACUUGGAAGGGAGUCCUCAAAGGGGAGGCUCUAAAUUCACUUUAUUCUUUUAUCACUUGCUCACUCACUCAUGGACCCAUUCAAUAGUAAAAUAUUCAAGGCUUAUGUUCAUACUCAGCAUUGUACAAAAGCCUGGCACAGUGAUAGUGAGCUCAGUUAAUGAGAUCAUAUUUAGGAUGCAUGUAUAAGUGUCAAGGGUGACUGGUUUUUUUUGAAGGAGAAAAUAAUCAGUUCAAUACAAAAAUUCUGGGUAGGCACUUAAAAAUCAGUAAUCUUCAAGUCACUUCUCAUAUAUCUUCCAUGUUGGGUACUCUAAUUUUGGAGGAAAGAGACUCCAGACAAUUUGGAAAAAGCUAUUUUGAAGUUACUUUGGGGCAUUAAGAAAUACUCAACCUAUGGUCUCACCUUUAACAGGAACCUAAAUAACAAAACAAACAAGCAAAAUAUAACCAAAGGCACUGAAAUAGAGAACAGGUUGACAGUGACCAGAGGGGAAAGGGGAGGGAAUUUCAGUGGAAAAGGGGAAGGGUUUACAGAAAAAAGUAUCGCCCUGGCCAGUGUGGCUCAGGUGACUGGAGGAAAAAGUAUAAAGGACACAUGGACAAAAACUAGGUGGGGUGGAAAUGGGAGGGAGGUGGGGAGUACUGUCGGAGGGGGGCCGGGAUGGAAGUAAAAGACAGAAAACUGUACCUGAACAACAAUUAAAUAAAAUUUUUUCAAAAACAAAACCAAAAAAAUACAGUUAAAAAAUACUCAGCCUAAUGUCCUAAAGAAUGGGAUAUGAUAAUAUGAUAUUGAUUGUCUGACAGUAUUAAUUGCAUUUAAAGUUACCUGAGUUAACUAGGCACUCACAGGCUGUAAAAUAAACUUCCAAAAACCAAGUUGUGCUUUUGCAUGUGUGUAAAACAUUCAGAAAUUUAGGGGAAAAAUCAACCUUUAUUUCACAAACAAACUUUAAAGUUAGAAAAUAGUAAUAGUAUUAAUAAUGACAAUAUUAACAUCCAUGUAUGUAAGACUUGAACACGCAUUGGGAUGAACCGGGAAUACUUUUUGAUGAGUCAGCACUCUGCAUUACAGGCACCACAGUGAUUCGCUGGAGCAUGAAAGUACAACAUAAAGAGUCUGAUCUGAUCUGUUAAUGUCAAAACAUAGAUUCAGUCUGUGUCUGUGGCUGCUGUUCUUUGGAGCCAAACCAUGUGAAGAAAUCCCCUGAGACUGAUGGAGAAUGUGAAAACUGAUGGAGGGGUUAGAUUGGAGGGAGAAUUCUUUUGGAGAUUUUGAUUCUGGUGUCAAAGUGUCUGUGUUUUAUUUGUUGUAUUCAGUUUACUCUUGUUUUAAGGAUGCUGUGACUUCUUUGAAAAGUACUGUAUGAUCCCUCUAUAAUUUUCAAUGAGUACUAUGUAAAUUGUCAAUAUUGAACAGAAUGUUUAAUAAAAUAAUUACCCUUGGGAAAGUAUUUUCUAACGAGAGAUGA
Artibeus jamaicensis (Jamaican fruit-eating bat) is the source of this 4912-nucleotide messenger RNA. It is a transcript of the gene ASAH2, whose product is annotated as N-acylsphingosine amidohydrolase 2. The record is from RefSeq and is a predicted model, not a curated record. Gene Ontology annotation, biological process: long-chain fatty acid biosynthetic process; sphingosine biosynthetic process; ceramide catabolic process. The transcript has 21 exons. NCBI's taxonomy places the organism in Eukaryota, Metazoa, Chordata, Mammalia, Chiroptera, Phyllostomidae. Gene Ontology annotation, cellular component: extracellular region. Bases 262 to 2598 code for a protein of 778 amino acids. Gene Ontology annotation, molecular function: N-acylsphingosine amidohydrolase activity.